Messenger RNA from Rasamsonia emersonii CBS 393.64, 2202 nucleotides. Its product is annotated as Acetyltransferase. Gene Ontology annotation, biological process: regulation of DNA-templated transcription. Gene Ontology annotation, molecular function: acetyltransferase activity; zinc ion binding; DNA-binding transcription factor activity, RNA polymerase II-specific. The transcript is spliced from 4 exons. NCBI's taxonomy places the organism in Eukaryota, Fungi, Ascomycota, Eurotiomycetes, Eurotiales, Trichocomaceae. The record is from RefSeq and is a predicted model, not a curated record. The coding region runs from base 1 to 2202 and encodes 733 amino acids.
AUGGCCGCUGUUGCGCCGCCUACGUCAGUUGUCAAUGGCAGUCAUGACUCGGAGAGAGAUCAACAUACGGAACAUAGCCCUUCCCGGUUUACGGCUGUCAACGGAAGAGAUGCCGCCGUCACCACUGGGUCGGCGCCAACUUCUAACAGUGCACCCAAUGGCAAAGAUGACCGCCGUGAAGGAGUCGAAAAUAGUUGGGGAACGAGCGGAUACAGUGCCCCAUCACGACAGGAUGAGCGCCUGCGAGACAACGGAAAUUCCGGUCAAGAUCAGGAAGACGGAAAUUCUCAACGGUCCUCGUCUCGAGCAGGUUCAGUUGGUGCGAACAGGAACAAACGUAAGAGGUCGGAAUCUGUUGAACGGCAAAUAUCCCCUCAGAAUUCAUCUCAGGGUCGUAGCCUUCCAAGAAGUCCUGGUCUUCGGCUAGAAGAAAAUGUUGAUCCACAAAUACAAUCAACUGGCGCGAACGGAUGUAACCCUCUUCAUCCGAGCCCUGAGCCUCAAAACCCAUCAUCGGCGAGCCAUCCUCGCAUGGAUGGCACAGAAGAUCCCAGAGCCCCUACAACAAACGCUUCCUGGCAAGAUUAUGAUUCACAUUUGAUUAGCCAGGCGCAAAAAGCGCAAAAUCUCGAUGCGUCCGAUGCGCAACUUGCAGAGGUCCUACAACGCGAGGCACAAGGUACCGAUUCCGAUCAACAAAAAGUUUGGGGUGUGGUAAAUCGAUCGGCAGAGACGUCUGGGGAGGUGGAUCCAAAGUCUCUUCCAACCUACUCCCAGGAAAAACCGCAGGCUGCUGUUCAAGUGGCCCCCAAGAGGAAGCGUGUUUUCAGUAAUAGAACCAAGACCGGAUGCAUGACGUGUCGAAGGAGGAAGAAGAAAUGUGAUGAACAGCACCCUGCAUGUAACAAUUGUAUUCGUGGAGGUUUUCUCUGUGAAGGCUACUCAUCACGAAGCACAUGGCAAAAACCGUCGAAUGCAAAAGGGCCGGUCCCUCUGCAGUCAAAAGAAGGUUACACUGAUGCCAACAGUCACUAUAUCCAGGACAUGAGUCCCCAGCACCAUGAUAGACCCCCCGCAGCAACCCAGCAGCUUGAGGCGAGCAAGGUUAGACCAAUUGUCGUUGAGGAUGGUGACCGUUCGGCCCCCCAGUACAUGACGAGUCCAACAGGUGUUGGAUCUAAUCGCGGAUCUUGGUCUAAGCGAAGUUGGCCAGGUGCCAGUCACCCAGCCUACCUCUCGGAGCACAUGACGAAGUCAGACUAUCGCGAAGUACCACCGAUCCACGAGCUGUCGCGGGAAGGGCAACCAAAGACUGAUUACCAAGUUGUUCCUUCUAUUCGUGAGCUUUCGCAGCAUGGCGCACAUCCCAAGCCUGGAAUACCGAUUUUCCAAGGCGGCGUAGAUCAACGACCACCUCAUCCAAGCAAUGUGGAUACCAACAGCCCACAGGCGCAGGCCAGAAUGGCACUCAGUAUUGAGCAUCAAUUGUCCACACGCCCAGGUCCGGGCGAGGAAUCAGAAAGGGAUAAAAUGAUCCGGGGAGAGCUCUAUCGACCCUUUGAUAUGCAAUUAGUCGAGGACAGAGAUCGCUGUAAAGCAGCGCUGUGGAGGUUCAACAAUGCGUGCAACCCUAAUUCGGGAGUCAGUGCCAAGGAACAGAACCGUUUGCUUAAGGAGGUUCUGAUACCUCCUGUCACAAACUCUCCUUCUGGUUCUCCAUCCAAUCGACCGGUGGGGUCAAUUGGCCAAGGCGCGGUUGUUGAAGCACCUUUCAGGUGUCACUAUGGUUAUAACAUCCAUAUUGGAGAAGAUGUGAUGAUAUCAGAAAACUGCUGUCUGGUUGACGACUGUCCUAUUAAUAUUGGUGCUCACACCUGGAUUGGGCCAAAUGUCACCAUACUGGGAUCUAUGGCCCACGCCAACAUGCAAGAACGGAAAGGCUCACAGAGUCGUUAUCAAGGUCGCCCGGUUACUAUUGAGGAGGAUUGUUACGUUGGAGCUAACUGUACGAUUUAUCCCGGUGUUCGUCUUCGGCGGGGUGCAUAUGUGGCUCCAGGUGAGGUAGUUAAGUCGGAUAUUGUUGCAUAUGGGUUCCAAGGACUCAAGCCCAGCUACAUAUCACCUCAAAGGGCAGCUCAACAAGAUGUGUCGCAUUUCCAACCGGAUCAUAAACAUCAGGAAAGCAUGCUUAUCACCAACUAG